AAAGAACAUAAAUAUGUUCAAUACGGACUACAUGUGGUGGAUUGUGCACGAGCGUUAGGGUGGAAUGAUCUUAUUCAAAAAGAUGUUUAUAAUCAUAUGAUGGAAUAUCAAGCCAAACACGACAUACAUAAAAACAUGAAUGAUAUUGUAAAAGUUCUAAGCAGAGAAAUCUGGAAUUUAAAUUUAAAACCAAACGAUCUAAUACUUUCAGGGAUCCUAGAUACUGAAGAAAUAAGAGAAAGAAAUCCUGGAUUUUUGCAGAUGUUGCAGGAUGCAAAUAUGCUAAAUAGUUUUGAAGAAAUAAUUCCACGAUUAUCGUUGCCAGGAAAAUUAUCAA
This is a messenger RNA of Racocetra fulgida, 337 nucleotides long. Lineage: Eukaryota; Fungi; Glomeromycota; Glomeromycetes; Diversisporales; Gigasporaceae. The record is from the annotation of a GenBank genome assembly.